Salvia hispanica is the source of this 2681-nucleotide messenger RNA. RefSeq names its product chloride channel F (gene CLC-F). Gene Ontology annotation, biological process: chloride transport; transmembrane transport. Gene Ontology annotation, cellular component: Golgi apparatus; membrane; chloroplast. Gene Ontology annotation, molecular function: chloride transmembrane transporter activity. NCBI's taxonomy places the organism in Eukaryota, Viridiplantae, Streptophyta, Magnoliopsida, Lamiales, Lamiaceae. The record is from RefSeq and is a predicted model, not a curated record.
GAAAAAGAAAAAGAAAAAGAAAACGUGAAAAGGGGUCAAAAUCUCCAAACCCCGAGCGAUGGAGGGGAUGUCUCUUCUUCAUUAAGGGGAGCCGGAGACCGGAGGUGAUCUCGAGCUAUGUCGUCGGCCGCCGACUACAACGAUCGCGCCAUUCUAUUGCGCUCCAAUUCCGACGACGAUCUGGAGCACGGCCCCUCUCAAUCCCCCCAAACCAGCCUCGCCUCCGAUCUCUUGAAGCGCCUCGAUCGCGGCCUCAGCGCUUCCGGCCGCCGAUUGACCGUCCACCACCGCGUUUCCUCUUCUCCCCCCUCCUCUCCCUCGCCUUCUCAUCGCCCUAUUGCCGCCUCCGAUGAUUCGCUCGGGGACGGCGCGCCUCCCGAGUGGGCAUUGCUGCUUAUCGGCUGCCUCCUCGGCGUUGCUACCGGCCUCUUUGUUGCCAUUUUUAAUCGCGGGGUACAUGUGGUACAUGAAUGGGCAUGGGCUGGCACCCCAAACGAAGGUGCUGCUUGGCUUCGGCUUCAAAGGCUAACUGAUACUUGGCACCGUAUACUUUUAAUACCAGUUUUAGGUGGAGUUAUUGUAGGUGUUUUGCAUGGACUUCUAGAAAUAUUGGGUCAAAUAAAGCAAUCUACUUCUUCACAAGAACAAGGCUUAGAUGUGUUUGCUGCAAUCUUUCCUGUACUGAAGGCUGUCCAGGCUGGUGUGACCUUAGGAACUGGUUGUUCUUUAGGUCCUGAAGGCCCUAGCGUUGAUAUUGGAAAAUCAUGUGCCAAUGGAUUCUCACUGAUGAUGGAGAACAAUAGAGAAAGGAAAAUUGCUCUUGUUGCUGCUGGUGCGGCUGCUGGAAUUUCUUCUGGUUUUAAUGCAGCUGUUGCUGGAUGUUUCUUUGCUAUUGAAACGGUUUUGAGGCCUCUCAGUGCUGAAAACUCUCCUCCAUUUACGACAGCAAUGAUAAUUUUGGCCUCAGUUGUCUCAUCAACUGUAUCAAAUGCUGUUCUUGGGGAGAAACAAGCUUUCACAGUGCCCACGUAUGAUUUGAAAUCUGCUGCUGAGCUACCAUUGUAUCUAAUACUGGGGAUGCUAUGUGGAGUUGUAAGUGUGGCUUUCACUCGCUUGCUGGAUUGGUUCACAAACAUAUUUCAGUUUAUCAAAGAAAAGUAUGGGCUUCCAGAUGUAGUCUGCCCUGCUCUAGGAGGUUUAGGAGCUGGUCUAAUAGCACUUAAAUAUCCGGGAAUAUUGUAUUGGGGGUUCACCAAUGUUGAUGAGAUAUUACGUACUGGAAAAACUGCUUCAGCACCAGGAAUCUGGCUACUUGCUCAAUUAGCUGCAGCAAAAGUUGUUGCUACUGCACUAUGUAGGGGAUCUGGCCUCGUUGGUGGCUUAUAUGCCCCAAGUUUGAUGAUUGGUGCUGCUGUGGGUGCCGUAUUUGGUGGCUGUGCUGGUGAGAUUAUCAACACUGCUAUUCCCGGAAACACUGCUGUUGCUGAGCCACAGGCCUAUGCUCUGGUGGGAAUGGCUGCAACAUUAGCCUCAGUCUGCUCAGUACCUUUAACUUCGGUUCUUCUUCUGUUUGAGCUCACCAGAGAUUACAGAAUCUUGCUUCCACUCAUGGGUGCAGUUGGAUUGGCAAUAUGGGUGCCCUCUGUGACAACUCAGCCAAAAGAGUCAGAGGCAUUGAAUACAAAGAUUUCUCCGAGAGGUUAUUCUGCUGUUUCACCUAGGGAAGACAAGGAUGAUGAUGUUUGGAGGCGAACUAGUCACAGAAAUGAUAUAGAACUCUCUGCCAUUGAAAACUUUAGUGGUCAUAAACAAAUAGAUGUUGACAUUUUACUGGAAAAUAUGAAGGUUUCACAGGCAAUGUCAAGCAACUUCUUAAAGAUAUCCCCGAACCAAACUGUGAGGGAGGCCCUGAGUUGCAUGCGUGAUGGUCAGCAUGAUUGUCUUCUUGUGGUUGAAGAUGAAGAUUUUCUAGAAGGAAUCUUGACAGAUGGGGAUAUCAAACGCUGGUUGACGAAAAGAUUUGGUGACUCUUCUAGCAGUGAUUCAGCAGAUGUAAAUACUUGCACUAUUUCCUCUAUCUUAACUCGUGGGAUAAGCUAUAAUGGGCGAGAAUGUGGACCUUUGAUUUGCUAUCCAGAUACUGAUCUGACAAUGGCCAAGCAGCUGAUGGAGGCAAAGGGAAUCAAACAGUUGCCUGUGAUCAAGCGUGCAGAAGAUGGUCAGAGAGAAAGGAGAAGACGCAAGAUUGCAGGAGUUCUUUAUUACGAUUCAGUGUGGACUUGUCUCAGAGACGAACUGUAUCGUCAAAAGUCAGUCAUGCUGUAUGAAGAAGAUGAUGCCAGGAAGUUAAUGAUAACAAACGGCCAUCAACGACAAAGCGUUUGAUAAAAAAGGCAAUCAACAUUUCAUAUGUGCUUGAGUUGAGAGAUCAAAAAACUUACACCAGAAAAUCAUUUUUGCAUCAGAAAUCUUUCUCAGUCCUUUUGACCAGUGACUAUAAAUGUAAUAUAGCUCUUACUUCUUUCUUGUACAUGAUAAUUUCCGGUGGUUUAAAUUGUCGACUACCGGAAAGAUCUGAGUUACGUUGAAUAUUUUUGGCAGGAAAUGUAAGUUCUCAACGACCAUUGUAAUGUAUAAAAGCUUAACACAAAGUCAAUAUAUCGAACUUCUAUUGUUUUUUA